UGAGUAAAGUUGCCUUUGUACCUCGUCUUACUACAGGGAAGUUAAAGUGAAGGACAAGCUGCUAAAAUGACAGGCGGCAUAGGCGACAGUUCAGGCAAGGUCCUGACCCUCGAUGACCUCGUCGAGGCGAUGGACAAGCGGGAGAGAACGCCGAGAAGUGUCCCCAAAGUCGACACCUUCCACUUCAAUGGGGAACGGGUCUUUGAGUGGCUGGACCUAGUGGAGCAAGCCUUGGUGGGAGUACCAGACGAGACAAAAUUCAAACGCAUCCUGCAGUAUGUGCUCCAUAAGCACCAUCCGGAAGUACAGAAGGUGGUCGACGACGCUAACGGCGACUGGGCUAAAUGUAGGGAAGGGAUGCAACGGAAGUACAGGCUGGGAGACGGUCUGCUGACUAUGGUGGACCUAGAGGCAAUGAAUAGGGACGACUUCACCACCAUUGGGGCGUUCCUGCAAGAAUUCAAAAAGAAGGCGCGAAAGACCCAGCCAGCGGUACCACCUACGCCGACGCCCACACAAAGAUCGCAAGGUAGUGUGGCGGGUGGUGGUAGUCAAGGCCAAGGGAACCAAGGGAAUGCGGGAAGGGGCGGUGGACGAGGACGUGGCAGGAAUGGUGGUGGCCGAGGAGGCCAAUGGGGUAACCAAGGUGGCCAAGGCAAUCAAGGUGGCCAAGGCAACCAAGGGGGCCAAGGCGGUGGAAGGGCCCGAUUUGAUUGGAGGACUGCCAUAUGUCAGCAUUGUGACCAGCAAGGUCACACUAUACGGUUUUGCAAUAUCAGGCGGGAGGACGAGAAAAAUGGACUGAUUUAUUCUAAUAUGGAUGGGGACAUUUACGACCAAUUUGGAGAUUUUAUUGAUAGGAAGGCUGGUGGGGUUAGGGUGGAGGCCCAACGAAGGUUGGCAGCACGUCAACCACCCCCUGCCACGUUCAGGCUAUGGCAGGAGAAGGAAGAACUGCCAAUUGGAGUUGAGGAAGUAGGAAGCGACGAGGAAGUAACCCAGAGGCUACAGGCCGGGGAUGUAAGAGAGAAACCCAUAAUCAUCGAGUCGGACGAUGAAGGUGACGAUGAAAAGGUAGAGACGGCGGUAGUCCUGCUGAAUAAGAUGGAGGACUUAUUUGCCAAGGUAGGAAGAUACCAACGGAAGUUGGUAGAUCUCUGCGAGGAAGUGAAGGAGUGGAGGGCUAACCUCCCCAAGGUCUUCCCUUAUGACUCUGGUCCGGAAUCCAUGCCGGGGCGGUCCGAAGUGACCAUUGUGGGGACGGGCCCGCGAUCAAGGAUGAUGACUAGGCCCCCUACCCCGCAAGCUAGGCUGGCUCAGGCAGCCCGCACUCGAAGUCAAGCCAAGGCAGGUGCGAGCCAAGAACCUCCUCGCAAGGAACCCGAACCAGAAAAGGGGAAAAAAACUGUAGAGGUAGAGGAUGAUGAUGAUGAUGAGGGGGAAGAUGACCGAUUACGUCAGGAGGAAGAUCAGAGGGCCGAACAGCGAGCCAAAAAAAGAGAAAGUCGGGGAGAGGCCGAACCGGUUGUGCGCGACGUACCACCAAAGAGGAAGAAGUAUGCGGUCCGGCUAGAGGAGGGAUUUGAUGUAGAGCGAGUAAUUGACAGGCUGCUUGAGGGCCAUAAUGAUUUAAUGACCCUCAAGGAGAUCCUGGCUUCCGCGCCAAGGCUCCGAAAUGAGCUGAAGGGUAGACUGUCAAGGCGGCUAGUACCAAAUAUUCACCUUAGCGUGAUCCUGCCCAAGGAGAUGGAAUGGGUAGAGCCAGGGACGAAAAUGGAUUGGAAGUGUGUGGCUUGUGGCGUCGUGGACCUAGCGGUAAAAGGCUCUAAGUGCACGGCCAUGGUAGAUACGGGUGCCGAACUGAAUAUUAUCCGGGAGGCUGAUGCCGUCAGAUUUGGACUGGAGAUAGACCGCUCGGACUGCGGCAUCCUGCACGGGGCCAACAACAAGGUUGUGUUCUGUGGAACAGCCCCGAAUGUGGUACUGGAGAUUGGCAGGGUGAAAGCGCGGGCCUGCUUCUUUGUGAUGCCUGAUGUAGACCACAGCAUCCUCCUGGGGAGGUCCUUCCUAUGCAGGACAGAGACCUUGAUGUAUAAUAAGCAUGAUGGGUCAUUGAUCUUGAUCUUAUGUGAUCCAGCAUGCGGGAAUUACGAAGUGAUUACCUGCCGAAACACUGGGUCAAGGAGCCUAAGGAACAGGCCCAACCCUGGCUCUUUCACGAUUGAAAAGUCAGAAGACGCGCAUCGGAGGCUUAGGGCAGAGCCCGAGGAGGAGGUAGGAGGUGAGGCCUUCUCGCUCAGCCUGUCGGAUGUGGGAAAGGCCAUGGAUAUAGUGGCCACGCACGAGAUGGCCGAUCCGGAUGCCACUCAGGCGUUGAGGGAGCAGGUUCUGGAUUAUCCCCAGGAUCAGGAAUGGACCUGGGGUGAGCAUCAGGAAGAGGCCGUGGCCAACAUGAAGGAGGAGUUCCGGGAACGAGGGUUGGUACUGGGAGCGCCCGAUUAUGACGCUACGGAGACGAGACCAUUCAUUGUGGAGACCGAUGCAGGACCGACGACCUUGGGUGGAGUUCUAAUCCAAGCAGACGUCAAGGGGAAGGAGAGACCAUUGCGCUUUGAGAGUCGCACGCUGUGUACGCCGGAAAAAAACUACUCUCAAUUCAAGAAGGAGACCCUUGCCGUCCUUCAUUGCCUGCGGAUUUUUCGAAACUACAUCUUCGGCAGGAGGUUCAUCUUAAGGGUAGACCCAACGGCUCUGGCUUUCUCCCUGAGGAAUUAUGUUCCGUCUGAUCCAACAGUUGCCAGGUGGUUGACAUACAUCUGGAUGUUCAACUUCGAGUUGGAACGGAUCCCAGGGAACAAGAACAGUGCAGAUGGGUUAAGUCGCAUCAACUGGGAUAGGCAGGACGGGGAAGCCGUAGAGGAUACGCCCCCUCUUGAUGGCUUUCUGAACCAGGACGAGGACAUCCGCCUCCACAUCAAUAAGUGGUCCCCACGAGUCCCCAGCUGCCUUGGCCAUCCUAUCUGGCACGCGCCUAAGGGGUAUGAGCGGAUUGCUGAGUUAGUGCUCAAGCCUUUCGAAGAAGAGGAUCCCUGGGGUGGUAAGGACGUCCAAUGGAUGACCAAGUUGGCACUCGCAGAUAGCCAUUGUAUGGUGGAUGAGGUACUGACGAUAGAAGAGGGUCCGGAUAAGGUAAAACACCACGAGGAAUUAAUGGGAGGGAUGUACCUCCUCGUCAAUGCGCUUCAACAGGGGUCCCUUGAUCUGGAAAGCUCACUAAACCCGACUGAGGGAAGAAAUACUGUGUUGGAGAGCCAGGAUGACGAGUUUGAAGAGGGAGAGAUCAAGGAGGCAUUCCACGCAGAGGAGUAUGAUGGGAUUUACCUCGAGCUGGGGUUUCUCUUAUCCUGCGAGAUGCGUGAUAGAGACGCAAGCCGUAGGGCGCAGAUGAUGAGGGAUCGCUACCUAGUAAGGGACGGUCAUCUCUUCGUAAGAAGGAAAGUAGGGAACCCCGGGCGGGUGGUAUGUGGUCGCAACCAUCAGAUCGACGUCAUAGCAGCGCUCCACGAUGGCAUUGCAGGCGGGCACCGGGGAAUUACUGCCACAUAUGCCAAAAUAAGUGAGCUAUACUACUGGGCCGGGAUGAUGGAGAUGGUUGUGAAGUUCUGUCGUUCCUGUGUGCCGUGCCAGGAGCAGUCUCGUUUAAGGCCAGAAGAGUCACUGCAUCCAAGGCUGGAGAGAGAGGUCGGGGCCGUAGUACACCUCGACUUAUUGUUCAUGUCCCUUGGAGAUCAUGGCUACAACUAUAUCUUCGAUGCGCGCGACAACCUAUCUGGCUUCGUAGAUGGACGGGCAAUCCGUACGAAGACUGGGCCAGUUCUGGUCAGCUGCAUCGAGGAGUAUUACCUACGCGACCCGUUCGUUAGAGAAUUCGUAAUGGACAGGGGAUCGGAGUUCACUUGUCAGGAGGUGCAAGAGCUGCUGUCAAGAUAUGGGGUAGUGGGCGCGAUUGAGGAAAGGGUCCAAGAGGCGUCCGACCAGGUAGAGAGGAGCCGUAUGGAUGAUAAGGCUCGCUGGGACCAGUCGGCUCGUGUGAGAAAGGUACCCUUGGUAGUUGGGGACGUCGUGCUCUUGUAUGAUUCAUCCCUGGAAAAACAGUGGUCCAGGAAGCUGGACAAGAGGUGGUUAGGUCCCUAUCGGAUCGUGCGAUGCGGAGAGUUCGGCGCCUACCAGAUCGAGGAGAUAAAUGGAACAGAGUGGAAAGACUGGGUGUCAGGAACGAGGUUGAAGAAGUUCGUGGCCAGAGAAGAGGCGGAAAGACCUUUGGCCAGACAAAUCAGGGAUAUGGCCCGAGAUUGGGAUGGUUGUAGAGCGCACUUGAGGGCGGCAUUCCGGCAGCCAGAACCACCUCGGCCUAGAGUCGAAAGGUGCCUCAAGAGCGGUAGGCAGAGGGAACCUGAGCCCGCUGAGGAUCGAACCUCACGAAGAGGACGGAAGGCGCUUGCUAGGCGAGAAAAGGAGGACGUACCUGAGGCAGAACGAAAGGGGGAGCACCCCAAGGGUGGACUGGGGCCAGUAGAGUUCCACCGCUAUACUGGGGGAGGACUGGGAGAAGCGCCACAGCAUAUACAGGAAGAGAUACCGGUCGUUGAAGGGUCACUGCAAGAGUUAGAGGCACAUCUGGACGCUGCCCAGUGGAGAGAGCCGCUGAUGAGUGAGAGGCGCAUUGAGGCCGUCGCGGAAGUACCGCAGGAGGACGUUCCAGACCCUGAACAGGAGGAAGAGCCGAGUGCUACGAAAGACCGGAUUGGGGAUGAGAUCAUAGAAGUUGAGGAAGGUACUCCCCCUCAGGGACCAGCCGUGAGGCUGAGGCUCGGUAGUCCACUCGAGAGCCCGCCAGAUACGAGGAAGCAAGUACAAAGGGAGGAAGUCUCGAUCUCGGUACUAGAGACAGCCUUAUCGCCGACAGGAAUGGAGGCAAGUGAGGUGGAGAGGGCCAGCCUGAGGAGGGAGGCAGACAGUCUGAUUAAUAGCCAUCUGGCCGCCCACGCUCUGGAGCAGCCUAAUCUGCAAGAGGUCAUAUGGAGGUUGACGACCCCAGGCAAGGCUGAGGCUGAAAUGUCACAGAGAGCUAAUGAGUAUUUGGAUCAGAGGAUUCGCUCCGUAUCCAAGACCUCCUUCGACAUGCAUAUGAUGUUGGAGGCCGAUCUGAGAGGGAAGGAACUGAAGGAAGCAGGGUUGGAGUCACGGUUGGGGGCCAUUGAGACAGAAGUCUGUGAGCUCAGGGCUCUGGUGGCUAGCCAGGCCGCCACCAUCCUGGAAUUGAGGCAGCAACUCCAUGGCAACAGGGAUGGGGCGGAGAGUAGCAGGCCAGGAGGGCAGAGUCAGCCAAGACAUGGCGUAUCAGAGCGACCAGUUGUGGCCGAGCCUCAGCAAGAGGCACCUAUGGGAAGAGUCAUUUUUGAGCUUGAGGAGGCAGAGGCCAAGAGGAAGGCUGAGAGGGAAGCCUUCGAAUUCAGAGCCCCUACAAAGCUUGCGGUGCUACCCACGAUGGCUGCAGACCCUGCCAUGCCACCGCCACUUGAGGAGAGACUGCCCUCGGCCAGUGAUGAGCCUCCCCAAGGCUCGACAGGAGGAUCCUUGGACGUGCUACUGGAAGCAGUCCACUCUAUGCAGGAGGAUGCUGGCUUGUUUUCGCCAGAGUCCAAGUUGGAAGAGCCCCUGGAGAGCGAGAUGGGAGGUGCAAUGGAGGGCAUCAUCGCAGGCAGGCCCCAGAGGUUGGAUACUCCUGACUAUGAGGUAGAGAGAGCAAGGGCGCAACCAGGGCCCAAUCCGCGAGAGUCGGAAGCAGGAUCUGAGACACCCAGAGAUGUGCCUCAGUGCCAUGAGUUGGACGGAGAAACCAGGGAAACCCCAUCGCCAGCAGGACCCCAACGGAAGAAGAAAAGGCCUAGGAAGUCCUUUGACUCGACCUGCUUCUAUUGUACGAAAGAAGAGCACAGGGCAUUGCAGUGCCUCAAAUUCCUWAAGGACCAAGCAGACGGGAAGGUCUCGGAGUAUGAUGGUAAGAUGUAUGAUAGGCAGGGUAGAAUGGUGGAACGAGCUGUAGAUGGGGGUAGAGCUCAAUUGUACAGGCAGAACCAGGAAGAGAUGAGUGAGUAGGGUCUGGUUCAGGAUAUUUCUUUGACGAUUUUGCUAUUACUUAGGUAGGGUGGACACCUACGACGUU
Messenger RNA from Chara braunii, 6226 nucleotides. The record is from the annotation of a GenBank genome assembly. NCBI's taxonomy places the organism in Eukaryota, Viridiplantae, Streptophyta, Charophyceae, Charales, Characeae.